This is a messenger RNA of Pseudoliparis swirei, 912 nucleotides long. Its product is annotated as zinc metalloproteinase nas-4-like. The transcript is spliced from 8 exons. Gene Ontology annotation, molecular function: zinc ion binding; metalloendopeptidase activity. The record is from RefSeq and is a predicted model, not a curated record. Gene Ontology annotation, biological process: proteolysis. The coding region runs from base 4 to 912 and encodes 302 amino acids. Lineage: Eukaryota; Metazoa; Chordata; Actinopteri; Perciformes; Liparidae.
UCAAUGCUUGAGCAACAGCAGACCAGUGCAGAAGAACUUGAAGACAAUCAAAAUGUCGAAGAGGGAGAUAUGUUGACUCUGUUCCAGGAGGACAGGAACGCUGUACAGAGUGUGUGGUCGGACGCCAUCAUGCCGUACACCAUCAGUGAUGCGCUGGCCGACCGAAAGGAAAACAUCCUCGCUGCCUUCAAGAUGAUAUCGGAUGUCUCCUGCAUUCGCUUCGUACCGCACACCGCGGAGUUCAACGUCCUCAACAUCGAAGAUGGCAAAGGCUGCGCCUCCUGCGUCGGUUGUCAAGGAGGAGAACAGCCGCUGUAUUACAGCAGCAAGUGUAGAGUGGGGAACCUCUGCCAUGAGCUCAUUCACGCUCUGGGUCUGCACCACGAACACACCCGCGAGGACCGGGACGAGCACAUCACGGUGCAGUGGGAGAACAUCGUGCCAGGGAAACGAUCAAACUUCAAGGUGCAACAGGGAAACACUCAGAACCUGCUGUAUGACAUCAACUCCAUAAUGCACUAUGGGCCGUAUUUCUUCAGUCAAGAUGGGAGUCAGACUGUGGUGCCCAAGCAGAGUGGGGCGGACAUGGGUCAGCGAACACACCUCAGCGAUCUGGAUAUCAAGAGACUAAACAAACUCUAUCACUGUGGUAAGUUCUUCACUCCACUCCACCCUGAUCAGCCCUCCAAGGGCUCGGUGCCCACAGGGGUUACCAAGCCAGACUUUGUUCGCUCUCUUUUCAUCGAGGAGGAGUCAGCUUCUGAUGAGGACAACUCACCCGCCGAAGAGAAGAGGGGGGAGAUGUCUGAGGAGUAUUCGUCCUCCUCCAAAUCCCCUCCGCCCACCCGGCGUGGCAAUUUGUUUUGGGACGCCAGGAGCCGUCCCAUGAGGGGUGAUUCUUCAACGGUUUAG